AUGCCGAUCCUCAAUUUGCCUAUUCUUCCGCUUCUGACGCCCUCCCAACCUGUCCAUCCCGGUCGGCCUCGAGCCCCAUUGCGAAGGUCCGCCGACGCGGAUCAAGAAGCCACCCAUGACAACGCGUGUUUGGACGAGGAGGACGAUGAAGAGGACGGGGAGGACGGGGCGGAGGAAACCGGACUGGACGAAGACUCGGAUGGAAGUAGCGAAGAUGACGAAAUCUCGCCGUCUCAACGCCCGGGCCCAUCAAGACUCCCGCCUUUGCCAGCGGUUGACACGUCUGGGUUCAGCGUUCCGUUCGCGGAUGCGGAACAAUGCACGCCGCAUCCGCCCGCAGCCCUUUUGCCACGUACGCCCUCGCCGACUCACCAAGCACCACAACCCCGCCUUGUCCCCAUGCCUGCUUCCCCCGAUCGCGAUCCUCGGCCCAGUCUCAUGGUCGACCUGGAGUCGACGCGCAAGGACAAGAACACGAUUAUAUCCCCCAAGCUCGGCGGUGUAACACCCAAGUCGUGCCAACUCUCAAUUUUGGCGGUGAAUGACUCGGACGACUUGAUUACGUCUUCGACGUUGCGGCGGCGCCGGUCCUUGCCCACGUACGAGCCGUCUUCCGAUCCGCCCCCUUACCCCGAUCCUGUUUUUCGGCGGCGCGCUCCGGCCCCGCCGGAUGAGGAAGGCCGCGAAGCUCUACCUCCGUAUACCAACACAAUUUUCAUGUGCGGGGCCAUGCCGCGCAAGAUGGAGUUCCUCAAGCCCGGUGUUCAGUCCAAGGAUCGCAAGUGGCGCCGCGUCUACUGCGUCUUGGAAGGCACCGCGUUGCGUAUCUACAACUGCCCUCCCGAGGCGGCCGGCGUGAGCGCGAUUGAGCACUGGUGGGAGAGCAAGGUUGGUGUGGGCGAUAUUUCAGUCGUCAACGCCGUCACUGCGCGGUCGCCGAACAGCACCGCCGAGAGAGCGCCCAAGAUCCUCGAGGAACCGACACCAGAUGCGCCCGUACCUCCAACACAGCUUCCUCCGCCGACGAAAUCCAAGCUCGGCAUUCCAUCAAAGAGCCUUGGACACGCCCCUCGCCCUCCCAUUGAUCCCAUCGCUGCCGCUGCACGACGUUCCGUGGAUGUCCUCAGCUCUAGCCGACCCUCUAUGUCGUCGACGGCCAGUGCUCGCCCCUCGAUGGAUACUUCGGCAAGUCGGCCUUCCGUCGACGGUCCGUCGCUGUUUUCUCGCAGCCGGCUCCGACCGUCUCUGGGCACUAGCCCAGAAAAGCCGGAUAAGCGCUCCAAGGACAAGAACGCGCCCUUCACGCCGGACCAGGAAGACCUGAUCCGCCAGUAUACGCUGCAGAACGCGGAGAGCGGGCUUGCGAGCGACUACGUGAAACGGAAGAACGUCAUCCGGGUGAGAAUGGAAGGCGAGCAGUUCCUCCUGCAGGCGAAGGACGUUACUUCUGUGGUGGACUGGAUCGAGACGUCGUCGUCGACGCCCGCGUCGCGCCGAGACGGCAGGCCCGUCCUGAGCGUCGUGGCGCUGUACCCACAACUCCGGCAUCCGAUUCAUGGACACUUCAUGACCUUAUGA
This is a messenger RNA of Epithele typhae, 1578 nucleotides long. RefSeq lists its product as uncharacterized. The record is from RefSeq and is a predicted model, not a curated record. Lineage: Eukaryota; Fungi; Basidiomycota; Agaricomycetes; Polyporales; Epitheliaceae. Bases 1 to 1578 code for a protein of 525 amino acids. The transcript is spliced from 14 exons.